GGAGCAUGGUCCGCUAGCCUGUAAACGGCAGCAGCCAACCAUGGAGCUGAGAGCACAUGGCAAGGUUAUUGUCUCAGUGGAGGGCCGAGUUGGUGGAACAGCGCAGCCACGGCGAGGGAAAUAGUGAACAUUUGUUAACCCAGCAUUACUGCCAAAGUUUGUACCAGGACUCCCCCAUGAACAAGCCUCAUAAUCCUGCUCAGAUCUUGAUUUCUUUACACAGUGAGGAAGGGAAGGAGCUAGAGAGCAUCCUAGCAGAUCCUGAGGAAGAAAACAGGUGCUGGCUCUGAAUACUGACUGCAGCAGAGUCUGGUAGCCUCUCCCAGCCAUUGAGAGAGAAGAUGAGCUUCCUCUUCAGCAGCCAUUCUUCUAAAACACUCAAGGCAGAGAAUAUCUCUGAAGUCUCAUGAGUAUGAACACUUAAAGCAUGCAGAAGUAUUUUUAGAAGCGAGAAUGUGAGCAGAGCUGUUAUGUUGCCAGAAGAAGAGGAUCUCAUCCAAUGGAUAACAGUUAACACUGUGGAUUUCUUCAACAGAUUAGAACUCUGCACUGAAACAAGCUAUUUAAUCAUGUCUGCAAGAUCUA
Messenger RNA from Microcebus murinus (gray mouse lemur), 585 nucleotides. NCBI's taxonomy places the organism in Eukaryota, Metazoa, Chordata, Mammalia, Primates, Cheirogaleidae. The record is from RefSeq and is a predicted model, not a curated record.